This is a messenger RNA of Gopherus flavomarginatus (Mexican gopher tortoise), 5454 nucleotides long. It is a transcript of the gene MICAL1, whose product is annotated as microtubule associated monooxygenase, calponin and LIM domain containing 1. Gene Ontology annotation, molecular function: FAD binding; protein binding. The record is from RefSeq and is a predicted model, not a curated record. NCBI's taxonomy places the organism in Eukaryota, Metazoa, Chordata, Testudines, Testudinidae. The coding region runs from base 292 to 4008 and encodes 1238 amino acids. The transcript has 25 exons.
GCAGCUGCACAGCUCGCUGCCGCACCGAGCAGGAAACGGAGAGCGGGUUUAAUUUCAAUUUCCUGCUUUCUCAUCGGGACUCCUGCACAUUCACACUCAGCCGCCUGCUACGCAGCGCUGCCCUGUCCAGCCGCUGCAGGCAGGAAGCGAGCUCAGGGCUGACCCUGGGGGCCAGGAUCUCCAAGCCAACCCAUGCGCCUCCUCUGCCCCACAGGCGGGCCAGUGGCAGACCGGGGCUUCCAGCUCUCCAGCCACCUCUGCAUACUCCUUUCUUGACCCCGAGUGCCCAGGAUGAACACUCAGGAUGGGGAGCAGGGUAACCCGGCUCACUCCCUUUUCGAAACCUUCCUCCGUGCCAACCACUGCGAGGAGGUGCUGGGCAGCUUCCAGGCCUUGUGCGGGCAGCUGGCUCUGGAGCACAAGGGCCAACUGCAGUUCUACCAUGAGCUCAAGUCCUGCCUUAACUACUGGAGUGCCAAGGCCCUGUGGGGCAAGCUGGAUAAGAAGGCUGGACACACAGACUAUGACCAGGGAAAGGCAUGUGCCAACACCAAGUGCCUGGUCAUCGGGGCCGGCCCCUGCGGGCUCCGCACCGCCAUCGAGCUGGCCUUCCUGGGAGCCCGCGUCGUGCUGGUGGAGAAGAGAGACUCCUUCUCCCGCAACAACGUGCUGCACCUCUGGCCUUUCACCAUCCACGACCUGCGGGCGCUGGGUGCCAAGAAGUUCUACGGGCGCUUCUGCACUGGGGCCUUGGACCACAUCAGUAUCCGUCAGUUACAGCUGAUCCUCCUGAAGGUCGCCUUGCUCCUGGGGGUUGAAAUUCACGUCAACGUGCAGUUUAAGGGGCUCAUCCCCCCAGCAGCGAAGGGGAGUGGACGGGGUGGUGGCUGGAAGGCUGCACUCCAGCCCAGCUCCUCUCCCGUGGGGCAGUAUGAAUUUGACGUCCUCAUCUCAGCCGGAGGAGGCAAAUUUGUGCCUGAAGGGUUCAGGCGGAAGGAGAUGCGUGGGAAGCUGGCGAUCGGCAUCACCACCAACUUCAUCAACCGCCACAGCCGGGCCGAGGUGGAGGUGGCUGAGAUCAGCGGUGUGGCCCGCAUCUACAACCAGCAGUUCUUCCAGAACCUCUACAACAAAACGGGUAUCGACUUGGAGAACAUUGUCUACUACAAAGACGACACCCACUAUUUUGUCAUGACGGCCAAAAAACAGAGCCUGCUCAAAAAGGGGGUCAUUGUGCAGGACAAAGCGGACAUAGAGAGCCUGCUGUCCGCUGAGAACGUCAAUCAAGAGGCCCUCCUCAGCUAUGCCAAGGAAGCCGCCAACUUCUCCACCAACUACCAGCUGCCUGACUUGGAGUUCGCUCUGAACCACCGGAACCGCCCGGAUGUCGACAUGUUUGACUUCACCUGCAUGAACCGCUCGGAGAACGCGGCCCUGGUGCGCGAGUGCCAUGGGGCCCGGCUGCUCAUUGGUCUGGUGGGAGACUGUCUGGUGGAGCCAUUCUGGCCGCUGGGCACCGGCGUGGCGCGGGGUUUUUUGGCUGCCUUUGAUGCUGCCUGGAUGGUGAAAAGAUGGGCGGCAGGAACCUCCCCGCUGGACCUUCUGGCUGAGAGGGAGAGCAUCUACCAGCAGCUGUCUCAAACAUCCCCUGACAACACCAAUAAAAACAUCAGCCAGUACAGCAUUGACCCUACCACUCGCUACCGCAACAUCAACCUCCAAGCCAUAAAGCCCAACCAGGUCCGUGACCUGUAUAUAGUGGGGACGAUCGAGAUCGACCGUAAGAAGAGAGACAGUCGCAACAGCAGAGACGUCGGCAGGGCCUACGAGGAGCUCCUGAGCUGGUGCCAGACCCACACGGCGGGUUACCGCGGUGUCACGGUGACGGAUUUCACGCACUCCUGGAAAAGCGGCCUGGCCCUGUGCGCCCUCAUCCACCGCUUCCGGCCCAACCUCCUAGAUUUCAACUCCCUGGACCAGCACAGUCCUAUCAAGAACAACCAGAUGGCCUUGGACAUAGCCGAGCAGGAGCUAGGCAUCCCGCCGGUCCUCUCCAGCACCGAAAUGGCCGCUGGGGCAGAGCCCAACCAGCUCGGACUCAUCACCUACCUGAGCCAAUUCUAUGAAGCCUUCAAGCCUUCUGCAGAAUCAGAGGAGAGAACGAUGAAGCUGCUGGCUCCUCCCGGCACCCGGGGAGCUGUCCUGUUCCUCAGCAAGCUCCAGAAGACUCUGAGUCUAACUCGCAAGCGCAACCAGGACAGUGCCCAGAAGGAUGCUGAGACCAAGAGGACGAGGAGAGAAGCAGGGCUGGAAUCAGGGGUGGAAGGCGACAUGUUCAUCGCUGACCUUGGCUGGGGGACUGAUCACCGGGAGCAACCUCAACCCACUGGGGUCAGCCCUUCCAAUUCCAUGCUGAGCAGGCGGCAGAGCUCGCUCGCCUCCCCCACGGAGAGCAGCGACGCCUGUUACUUCUGCGGCAAGCGGGUGUACAUCCUGGAGCGGGUCAGCGCCGAGGGGCACUUCUUCCACCGAGGCUGCUUCCAGUGUCAUCAGUGUGGAACCACGCUGCGUCUGGGAGACUUCGCCUUCGACGAGGAUGACGGACACUUCUACUGCAUGCUGCACUAUUCCAGCCCCCGCAGCGUGGAGGUACCGGACAGUGUGUCCCACGCCGCACCACAGGAGGAUCCCUCCCAGGGCACCCGAUUCUGCUCUCCCUCCGACGCCAGCAGCCUGGGCUUGGCCACUGGGGCGGCAAAGCUGAGAGUGGAUUCUGAUGGGCAGGGCCCGCCUGGGAGCCCGUCCUCCUUCCCGAAACAGCUGGCAGCGGCUCAGCCGUCAGAGCCGUGGGAGGGAGCUGGGGAGGGUGCCGUUCCAGCCAGAGAGGACAGAGGCUCUGGCACGGCAGACAUGCAGCAACCUGCAGCUCAGCCCCGCACUGUGCUGGAGGAGAACGUGGGAAGGCCCAUCUCCUCCUAUGUGGCAGGCAGGGCCCAGCCUCAGGAGCCUGGUGCUGGCCUAGGAUAUCAGGCCAACGGCUGGUCUCAGCAGGAGGAACAGAGUCUCCGGGAACGCGGUCACUUGGGCACAGCGCUGCGGCAACCCAGCCCAGAGCCUCGGCCUCCAGAAAAGGGGUCCACAGUCCCCUACUUCAGGCAGGCCGAGGAGGAGGGGGAAGACACCAGGAAGAGGAAGAAAAUUCAGCUGUCGCCCUUGGAAAAGCUCAAGCUGUCCACGCUCAGCCUGGACUCUGAGACAGAGAGCCAGGGGGGUUCUGGGAAGCACCAGGCAGGCUGGGAGCCGUUCCGAAGCGCCGCCUCGGCGAAGGGCCAGGGUGAUCCGGAGAGAGGGCAGGUCUCCUGGGUCGAGCCUGGAUUCAGCAAGGAGGCUGAAGACGUAGAGGAGACUGACAGUGAUGACAAAGAGGAGGAGAAAGAUGAGGAGAGCCAAGACCUUGGGUACUUAACAGAGAACCGUCUCCUAAGUUUGGGCGAAAAGGAAAAAUAUCCCACCUGGAAGAGAACACUGACCCGCCGCGCCAAAGAGGAAGAGAUGAAGAGGUUCUGCAAAGCCCAGUCCAUCCAGAGGCGUCUGGAGGAGAUUGAGGUGACGUUCCGGAAGCUGGAGGAGAAGGGGAUACAGCUGGAGAGGUCACUGCGGGGCGAAGGAGGGACCCAGUCUGAGCUGAAGACUCGGUGGAUGAACAAGUUACUCUCUCUGGUGCAGAAGAAGAACAGCCUGGUUUCCGAGGAGUCGGACCUCAUGAUUGAGGCGCAAGAGCUGAAGCUGGAGGAGAAGCAGUGCCAGCUGGACCAGGAACUGCGGCGAUACAUGAACAUGGAAGAGACGCUGAAAAUGCCCCAGGACAGGCUGGCGGAGAAGGAGAUCCUGGCCCAGCUGGUGGAGGUGGUGAACCAGCGAAAUGCCCUGAUCCAUGUGCUAGAGGAGAAGCGCCUUAGCGAGCUGAGUGAGGCUCUCCCAGGGACAGCGCAAGGGUGGGCAGGCUGAUGAGCUGCCAGCCUGCUCCCUGCUACGGACCCAGCAGGGACUGUUCCCCUACAUCAGCCUGGCUCCUCGUUCUGCUAGGACACAACUGCCUGUGUCACCGACGGCCCAUGAGACACUGCGGGCCUCUCCCCAGCAGCGUGAGAGCUGCCGGCAGGGUCAGGUCACCCUGGGAGAGGUAAGGGAGCACGUACCGAGGCAGCGUGCGCCUGACACUGAAGUUACUGCCAAAGCCUCAAUGAAGGGGAUGAAUCUGCUGUCUGGAGCACCAGGCCCCUCUUCCGCCUGCUCUGGCAGAAUGGCAGGACCAGCCCAGUUCUUGGAACGGGGGCUUUUGUUCAUGGGGCUGGGCCCCUAACCCACCAGACAGUUUCCUCUCUCGUUUUAGUGCUUGAGCGCCGCUCCCCGGAGCGAGUGGGAGCGGAUUGGGCUGUGUGGCAGCAUUUGACUUCAGUAGAGAACAAGGCCAACACUGAGCUUGUAACAUGUUAGAAACGCACCAGGCAGCUGUAGCAUUAAGCCCGUGGUUGCCAGGUGGGGGUAGAGCGCCGAGUGUUCUCACCCCUUAGCCCAGGGGUGGCCAGCCUGGGGCUCCGGAGCCACGUGGCUCCUUGUACAGGCACCAACUCCGUGGCUGGAGCUACAGGCACCAACUUUCCAGUGUGCCGGGAGUGCUCGCUGCUCAACCCCUGGCCCUGCCCCCACUUCCCGCCCCCUCCCCUGAGCCUGCUGUGCCCUCGCUUCUCCCUCCCAGAGCCUCCUGCGUGCCACAAAACAGCUUAUCGAGGUGCGGGGAGGGAGAGGGAGGUGCUGAUCGGUGCGGCUGCCGACGUAUUACGGUGGCUCUUUGGCAAUGUACGUUGGUAAAUUCAGGUUCCUCCUCAGGCUCAGGGUGGUCACCCCUGCCUUAGCUGAUGGAUACAUGAGACUCCCCGGCAAGGUUUACUCCAGCUGCCUUGCAGUGUGGAUGUUUAAGCCAAGUUAACUAACCCCUUUUCCCCCAGUGAAGAUACAGCCUUGGCCUUAAUGCUAUAUGGGCACGAUUCAGUUAUUCAGGGCAUGAGCUCUCAGGUUCCUUUUAAGCCUCAGGGAGUUGCUGGAUUCCUUUCAGAUCAGUCCUGUUAGAAACUGGUCUUAGUGUGUCCCCCAAAUGUUUCCUUCUGCAACUCAGACACGGGGGCCUAGCCAGUGCCAGAGAACUGAUCAAACAGCUACAGCCUGCAGUAUCUGGCCAACAGUGCCUAAGCUCCACUACCGUCACGGGGCACAGCGCCUCCUGCUGGUCCCCCUCAUUACAGAUUCCUGUAACUUCUCCUCUCUGUUGUAUGCAGUGUUGUGGUAGCCAUGUCGGUUCUUGGGUACUAGAGAGACAAGGUGGGUGAACUCUGUGUAAGCUCAAAAACUUGUCACUCCCUCGCAGCAGUUGGUCCAAUAAAAGAUUUUACCUCA